CACCUGGGGGGUCUCUCUCGGGGGCUUCGAGGUUGUGGUGUACCGGCAUGCCCGUAGGCGAGUGACCUAGCAGCGCCCAGCGAGGCAUCUUCUCCCAGCUGAUUUCUUCCCCUUGCUCUCUCCUGCCUCCUUCCCUCCAUCCCUCCCUCCCUCUUGCUGCCUCCUCCUGCCUCCCUUGGAGCAGGUCCAGGCAUUCCGCCGACGGCCGUCGGCAAGCUGCCGUUGAAGGCCACCCCGAUGGCGACGCCAGGAGAUUUUCAUCUCACUCGUUAUCGCGUCGGAGGGCCGGUGCUGUACCAUGAGCGGCUGGACCUCUUCACCUCAGGGUACGUGAUGACGCCCGACUUCGACGACUACGGCGGGUCGGUGGUGGGCGACGCGGACGUGCAGGAGGUCCACUUCGUGCACGGGCAGGGCGGCCGCGUGGGAGGAGUCGCCGCCAAUCGGGUCUACAGGGUCAGACGCCUGCCGACCGCCCAUGAGGUCUGGGCGGCGCUGCGCCGAGGGGCGGGCCAGAGCUACGGAGCUCUGCCCGUCUCGCCUUUCUUGCUCACGGUGUCGGCGGUGAACUGCGCGGGGCUGCCUGCUGUGACGGCGGCGCUGGCGGAUCCUGCUCUGGGGGUGCCCCCGCUGCUGGCCGCCGGGCCCGCCGCGCCGCCCGCCGCGGACGCUGGGCCCUUGGCGCUGGCGGCCCUGCCUGGCGCUGCGGCUGCCGCCGGAGGCCCUGGCGCUGCUCUGGUGCCGGUGGCCGAGGCGCCGCCACUGCCCGCGCCGCCUGCCGCGCCGAUGAGGGCCCCCGCCGUGCCCGACUCGGCGCUUGUCGCGCCCUUGCCGAGUGGCGAGCUGGCGGCGGGAUGGCAUUGGAUCGCCGCGGAGGAUGUCGAUGGGGCGAUCACGUUCGGCGCGGAGGUGGCCGUCCGGGCCCCAGGAGGUGCGACCCUAGUUGGUCGCGUGGGUCGGCGGGGCUUGCUGUCGCUGGCGGGCGGCUUGGGGGCGAGCGCGGUGCUCCUGCAGGACGCCGAGCUGCCCUGGUUCACGCAGGAGUACCGCGGCAGUGACGCCCGCACGACGGCGCAGUGGUGCGCGAAGUACCGGGUGAGGGAAGGCGGCCCGAUCCUCCAUCAUGAGAUGUGGAAGUCGAAGCGCAAGCUGAACUCGUCCGACUUUGGAGUCGACAACCGCGAGACCAUUUCGAAGAUGCUCGAGUUGAUGGGCUCCAACGACCACCUGGACGUCUUCAAACUCUCGAGCGCGGAGACUGGCGACAGGAAGCUCCAGUUGAUCGAGCCCUACUGGGACGACAGGAGUGCGGAGCAGCAGCAGCACAACAUGUGUAUGCCUUUGGAGGAGGCCUUCGCGUUCAUGGGAGGGUCACGCUCUCCCUCGAUGGUGGGCCUGGAGCUGCUGGACACGGUGUCGAAAGAACUGGAGAGGACCCACGGCAUCAAAAAGAAC
Messenger RNA from Prorocentrum cordatum, 1455 nucleotides. The record is from the annotation of a GenBank genome assembly. Lineage: Eukaryota; Dinophyceae; Prorocentrales; Prorocentraceae.